Messenger RNA from Quercus robur (English oak), 4340 nucleotides. RefSeq lists its product as uncharacterized. The record is from RefSeq and is a predicted model, not a curated record. Lineage: Eukaryota; Viridiplantae; Streptophyta; Magnoliopsida; Fagales; Fagaceae. The transcript is spliced from 17 exons. Gene Ontology annotation, cellular component: epsilon DNA polymerase complex. Gene Ontology annotation, molecular function: single-stranded DNA 3'-5' DNA exonuclease activity; DNA-directed DNA polymerase activity; DNA binding. The coding region runs from base 1 to 4119 and encodes 1372 amino acids. Gene Ontology annotation, biological process: nucleotide-excision repair, DNA gap filling; base-excision repair, gap-filling; mitotic cell cycle.
AUGUGGUGUAGCUUUGAAGGGGAUGAAUUUGGGUAUUUGAUUGCAGAUAACACACAUGCUUCAGAUUCAUCUGAGAUAUGUGUUAAAUCUUGUCUCCUUAUGGCUGCUGCAAAUGCUGGAGAGAUUAACCAUGCGCAGCCUGGCCCCAUUGACACGUCAGUGUUGACGUUGCAGCCCAACCAUCGAUCAGAAGCCAUUUGGAAUGGGCAGGAUCCAGGGUCCCUUAAAUGUCGUGCCCGUAGUGAAGAGUUCUCGAAUCGAGAGCCAAUGGUGGAUGAUCGAGUGAUUGACAUCAUUAAGGCACUUGGUUUGGAGGGACUUCUCAGGACUCCGGGUAGAGAGAUUGAUCAUGGCCUGAUAACGGCCUUAGUGGAGCGAUGGCGGCCCGAGACUCACACAUUCCACAUGCCGCAUGGUGAGGUCACCAUCACAUUGCAGGAUGUGGAGGUUCUUCUUGGACUUCCUGUUGAUGGUGACGCUAUAACAGGGAGCACACAAAAAAUAUGGGAGACUGUGUGCGAUGAGUACCUUGGCUUUCGACCUGCCAAUGAAGACCAUCUGGAAUGUAGUGGCCAGAGGAUUCUCAUCAAACGGCUUUUGGAGCAAGUUGCCCAUCCACUGCCGCCUAAUGCUGAAGACGAUGAAGUGCAUAGGUACGCACGAUGCUACAUCCUAGCACUAUUGGGGGACACAAUCUUCAUGGACAAAUCCGGUGAUAGGGUGCAUCUAAUGUGGGUGCAGCAGUUGGAAGACCUUCGCAACCCACGAAGGUAUAGUUGGGGAAGUGCUUGCCUUGCAUGGCUGUACCGACAGUUAUGCAGGGCAAGUGAUAAGAAAGCCAGUCAGAUUGGUGGGUGUUUAUUGUUGGUCCAGUAUUGGGCGUGGGCCAGAUUCCCCUAUUUGUGCCCGGCAGUUGAGCGUGGCCCACCAGUGGGUGCUUAUGGUCCUCCAGUGCGUGGUCCACUGUCCCUAAAGUGGGUGUGGGUCCUAAACAAGAAAAAUAGGCCCGCCCAGGUCUUUAGGGACAGGUAUCGGGAGCAAAUAGCUUUAAUGUUGCCAAACCAAGUGGUGUGGCAGCCGUAUGAAGAUGAAUACGAGAACCUUCCACCGUGGUGCGUUGCAGGGAGGGCAGUGUGGACGGCAAUGGUGCCGCUUGUAUGUUUCCAUCUAGUAGAGAAACAUACACCGGAUCGUGUCGUUCGGCAAUUUGGGAUGAUCCAAGAAAUUCCCCGCCAUGUUAACACGGACCCGGUGCUUCAUGCCAUUGAUUUGAGGGGGAAGAUGGGUGUUGAUUGGAUGCGGAGACAUGCUAUGCAUCUCACGGAGUGGGGUCAUCGCCUUCAACAGCGUUGUGAAGCAAUGCUUGGUGAUAUGCCUCUACAGCACGAGUACUUCGAUUGGUUCACAAGGAUAACUCGAAGGUUUAUCGAUAUCCCCGGUGCUAGAUUCAUUCUAAUGAUUGAAGGAUAUGUCCGUAUGAUGCGCCGUCUUCCAGUGGGCACGGAGGCCCACAAUGACAUUAUUAAUGUGCUGGAGGCAGUGCAUGAGAUUGGCCAUGUACGACCUCGGGAACCUGAGGCCCCGAACGAGGAGGCAGCUACUCCUGCGGCAGCGCCUACUCAGAGGCCAAGCACUACUGAGAGCCCAAGCACGAGCACAGCUCCUGCCGGACGUUGCUCUCGUCCGCCUGUUGCUACCCCUCAGGUUGUCCCUACCCUCAAUCCCUCUCCAUCCACCGCACAUCCAUCCCUUAGCCCCACCAUCCCUUCACCCACUCCACAUCCAUCCGUUAGCCCCACCAUCCCUUCACCCACCUCACAUCCAUCCCCUACCCCCACCAUCCCUUUAGCCACUCCACAUGAGUCCCCUAGUCCCACCAUCCCUCCACCCACCCCACAUGAGUCCCCUAGUCCCACCAUCCCUCCACCCACCCCACAUGCCUGUCCUGGGUCUGACAUUUGUCCACCCACCCCACGGUCAUUUCCUGAGCUAUCACCUAUUCCAUCAUUUGACCUGGGUCUUGAUCAAACCCCUCCUGACUUGCAACCCCUCCCACCUUCGCACAGUACGUCCACUGGCCCUUCUUCAGCCAUUGACCCACCCCAUGUUCAGCCUGAGCAGCCUGUUGGGUUAGCUGUAGCGGCAGAAGGUCGGCCAAAACGCAUAUCUAAGGCACCUCCUUGUGGGACAGGGGGGCACAAACAUGGACACAACGCUGGGCCCGAGGCAUCUGACGAAGGACAUGCAAGACCUCCUCCUUAUUAUACGAGAAAGCGUAAGGAUGCUGGCUGGCUGCUUCCUCCUGCUGUAAACUUGAGAUUCAUGCCAGAAUGCCUUUGCUAUAUUUAUCAUCAUAUGGCGUUUGAGUGGUAUGGGAUGCUGGCUGGAAGUAUCAGUCCAAUGACUGGUGAGCCUGUAAAGCCAGCCUAUGGUGGUGACGAUGAGUCUUUUCUAAAGAAGGUGGUAACUCCCAUAUAUGAGACGAUAGCAAAGGAAGCUAAAAGAAGCAAAGAAGGAAAAGCAAAGCAUUCUCAGUGGAGAAAUUAUGAUGAUUUAAAUGAAUAUUUCUGGUCAGUUGAUUGUUUUCGGCUGGGUUGGCCUAUGCGUGCUGAUGCUGAUUUCUUUUGCCACCCUCCGGAACAGCAUCGAGUUGACAAAAAGGAUGUAUUGAAGAAGUUGCUCAAGGAUGAUGCCAUAUCCAAAGCAAGGAUUAAUACUGAGGUUGAACUUGAAAACGUGCCUCCAUAUGAACCUCCGAAAGAUGAACUGGUGAGUAACUUUGAGAAUCCAAUUAUUGCACCUGAUCGGAGUAAGCUGUCAAAACGGCAUGGUGCAACUUCUGCGGCUCAGCCAUUUCUUGUUAGCCUAUCAUUAAAUUGUAGAAAUUCUGGAAAAAUCAAGUACAUGUUUGGCUUGCACAAACCUUAUUUGAAGCUAUCUUUUGACACGGUUCAACAAUUAAUGAAUGUGAAGAGUGACCUAUUGCAUGUCGUUCAAAGAAACCAGGCAAAAUUUGAUGCUGCAGAAGCAUAUGAGUCCAUUAUAGCAGGGAAAAGAGAACAAAGGCCUCAAGAUUUUGUAGACUGUAUUGUUGAUCUCCGCGAGUAUGAUGUUCCUUAUCAUGUUCGAUUUGCCAUUGAUAAUGAUGUACGAUGUGGGCAAUGGUAUGACGUUAGUGUAUCCAGUACUGGUCUUAUGCUGGAAAAGAGGACAGAUCUUUUGCAACGUGCUGAAGUGCAUGUUUGUGCAUUUGAUAUUGAGACUACAAAGCUUUCUUUGAAAUUUCCUGAUGCUGAAUACGAUUUAAUAAUGAUGAUUGCGUACAUGGAUGAUGGACAAGGGUACCUGAUUAUUAACAGAGAGUGUGUUGGAGAUGAUAUAGAGGACUUAGAGUAUACUCCAAAACCGGAAUUUGAAGGGUAUUUUAAAGUGACAUAUGUGAGAAAUGAGGUAAUGAUACACAAAUCUUUAUAUGUAUCUUCACCAUUUACGUUACCAACCUCCAAAACUGACCACCUUUCUUCUCUCUCUACAAAGCAUUACUUUCUUCACUCUUUCCUCCCCAAGAAACCCCACCAAACCAACCCAUCAAAGUCCUCCAUUUUAAAAGUAAAAUGUACUGCAAUUGGCAAUGGCCUAUUCACGCAAACCAACCCAGAAGUUCGUAGAAUUGUCCCAGACAACAAACAGGACCUCCCUACAGUCAAAAUUGUCUAUGUAGUCUUAGAAGCACAAUACCAAUCAUCACUCACAGCCGCAGUUCAGGAUCUCAACCAAAACCAGAGGAACGCUUCCUUUCAAGUUGUUGGUUACUUGGUUGAAGAGCUUCGUGAUGAAUCAACAUAUAAAGCCUUCUGUAAAGACCUUGAGGAUGCCAAUAUCUUUAUUGGGUCUUUCAUUUUUGUAGAGGAGCUUGCUUUGAAGGUUAAGGAUGCUGUGGAGAAAGAAAGGGAAAGACUUGAUGCAGUGUUGGUGUUUCCUUCAAUGCCUGAGGUAAUGAGACUCAACAAGCUGGGGUCUUUCAGUAUGUCACAGCUGGGACAGUCAAAGAGCCCCUUUUUCCAGCUCUUUAAGAGAAAGAAGCAGUCUGCUAGGUUUGCAGAGAGUAUGUUAACUUAGUUUGAAAGGACUUUGCCUAAGGUUUUGAAAUAUUUGCCUAGUGAUAAGGCUCAGGAUGCUAGGGUUUAUAUACUUACUUUGCAGUUUUGGCUAGGAGCCUCACCUGAUAACCUGCAAAAUUUCUUGAAAAUGAUUUCUGGGUCUUAUGUGCCUGCCCUGAAGGGGAUCAAGAUUGAGUAUUCGGACCCGGUUUUAUAUUUGGAUAGUGGGGUUUGGCAUCC